AUGGCACGACAUCUCAAUAUGGACACCACGCGGCAAAACUUCUGGAAGGAGGAAUAUCUAAGGGAGAUGAUGUUGCGCUGUGAAUGGCACCGCAAGUAUGGGUCAUUGCUGAAGGCCAAGCAGAAGGCUAAAGCUGCAGCUCGCCUGCCCCUCAAACUGCCUACCCUGCAACCGGAGACCCCACUCCCAGCCCCGCCUGGCCCCAAAGCUAGCCCUGCCAAGGCUCCCAGCCUUGUCCCAGAGGCUCUUCCUCAGUCAGAAAUGUACCCUGUAGAGCCUGCCAUCCGGGCCCUGCUGUUCGAAGGCAUCUCCCAUGAUUUCCAAGGGCGCUACCGCUAUCUCAACACCCGGAAACUGGACAUUCCAGAGAAACGCUACUUCUUCCCCAUCACCACCAGCUUCACGUAUGGCUGGCAACUGGGCCCUGCAGCCAAGCAAGCAAAGAUCUCCUGCAAGAUGUGCGAGAUCGAUUCAUUCUUCCGCAAGAACGGGGCCUUUGCACUGCUCGACCCCCGGGACCUGGCCUUGUGA
Messenger RNA from Dipodomys ordii (Ord's kangaroo rat), 531 nucleotides. RefSeq lists its product as uncharacterized. Bases 1 to 531 code for a protein of 176 amino acids. The transcript is spliced from 2 exons. The record is from RefSeq and is a predicted model, not a curated record. NCBI's taxonomy places the organism in Eukaryota, Metazoa, Chordata, Mammalia, Rodentia, Heteromyidae.